CGGGGCGCCCUCUCACCCCGCUCAGCUAUGCCAAGUAUGUGCGCGGCGGAGCCGGGGCCGGGCCCGCGGAGCCAGCCCGCCAUGGGGCAGCGCGGCCCGGGGCUGCCGCCGCCGCCGCGCAGGGGGGGCGCCGGGUCCCGCCGGCCGCGGGGCAGCGCCCGCUGAAGGCGGCGGGGAGGCAGCGCCCUGAGGCAUGGCCGAGCCGCUCCGCAGGACGCUCUCCAAGCUGCGGGGCAGGAGGUCCCAGCGAGGGGCGGCGGGCGGCGGGCACCGCCACGGCGGGGGCUGCGCACCGCAGGAUUUAAUAGAAAAUGUUUACAUAGCUUCGAGGAGCAGGAAGGAACCCAAGUCCCCUCAGGCCACCGAGGUCCCCGAGCAUCGGCCGCAGAUGAACAGCAUUACUGUUUCUAAGAAACGCAGCUGGCUGCAGCAGAGCACACACCGACCUCCUCCUCCUCCUCCUCCUCCUCUGGAAGAAGAAGAUGGCUGUAAGGAAGCGCAGGGGUCUGUUAUCCCGGUACCCAAAUCUCCUGUCCCACUGCCUGAGCCCGCGGUGCCGUGGGCUCCUUCCAUGUCGCCGGUGGGGCGGGAGCAUCCCACACAAGCCCUGCCGAGGAGCGCGGCUUUGGACUUCGGUGAGGAUAACGAUGCAGAUGAUGAAGGAGAAAUAUGGUACAACCCCAUCCCUGAAGAUGAUGAACCCAACUUGCCGAGGGUCCGCCUUUCUGCUGUGAAUAGCCCUCUUGCUGUGGGCUCCCUGGGGGGUCGGUACAAAACCCUGCUUGGGGGUGACUUGGGGACAGCCAUGAGUCCCCACGAGGGUCCUCCACGUUCCAUGGAGGGUGUGGGGGACAUUCGGAUGGCUCAGCCCAGCGAAGCGAGUCAGGCAGAUGCUGUGCAUCCUGGGGAGCAGGUGCAGCGGCACCGGCAGAGGUUUGCCUGCAAGGCUGCCGGUGGUCCACCAGUAGAAGACAAUUCUGCCUUCAAGUGUCCUUCAACAGGGUCUGGAGUUGUACUUGCACACAAGACUGACAUACCUUCAACAGAGGUUUCUCCUCCAAGUCCCAGUCCUCUGAAAAAAAGUGGAUCAAUCAACUGGCCUUUCCCCGAUAGAAUUAAAUCUCCCAGGACUGUGAGGAAGCUUUCCAUGAAAAUGAAGAAGCUGCCAGAGCUGAGCAGGAAACUGAGUGUCAAGGGAACUUCAAGCCAUACUAGUUCAGAUAACCCUCCUUCCCUGCUGAAAGGUAGCUGCCGGGAUACAAGCCAUACCGUGUCUUUGCCAUCUUCCGGGAACUCAGCCACCACUGCCAGCAGGAAUGUGAUAAGUCGUUACCAUCUCGACAGCAGCGUGUUGUCGCAGCACACCUACAAAAAGAAAAGCUCGAGGAGCUCCAAGUCCUUCAACAAAGGUGGUUACCUCAGUGAUGGCGACUCUCCCGAACUUAUAACCAAAUCAGGUAAACACGGGCAUGAAACCAAGUGUGGGAAAGGAAAGGAGAGCUUUCCAAGCAACGGUGGUAAAACCGAAAUAGAUAUCGAUGCUUUCAGACACUAUAACUUUUCCGAUCAACCCAAGUGCUCCCAGUACAUCUCUGGACUCAUGAGCAUUCACUUUUAUGGUGCUGAGGACUUAAAACCACCAAGAAUAGACUCAAAAGAUGUCUUCUGUGCGAUACAGGUCGACUCAGUAAACAAAGCAAGAACAGCCCUGCUCACGUGUAGGACUGCAUUUCUAGAUAUGGACCACACGUUCAACAUAGAAAUUGAAAACGCUCAGCACUUAAAGCUGGUGGUGUUCAGCUGGGAACCCACCCCGCGGAAAAACCGCGUGUGUUGUCAUGGAACCGUGGCUCUCCCCACUCUCUUCCGCGUGACAAAGACACAUCAGCUGGCUGUCAAGCUGGAACCGAGGGGGCUUAUUUACGUCAAGCUGUCGCUCAUGGAGCAGUGGGAGAACUCUCUUGAUGGGCUGGAUGCAGAUCGGGAGCCCGUGAUGUUCGGGGUAGAUGCUCGAAAAGUUGUAGAGAAGGAAAACGCGGGCUUGAUGGUGCCACUUCUGAUGCAGAAGUGCAUUCUGGAGAUUGAAAAGAGAGGCUGUCAGGUGGUGGGCCUGUACCGGCUGUGUGGCUCGGCAGCGGUUAAGAAGGAGCUUCGAGAGGCGUUUGAGCGGGACAGCAAGGCUGUUACUCUCUCUGAAAGCCAGUACCCGGACAUUAAUGUCAUAACAGGCGUCCUGAAGGACUAUCUGCGGGAGCUGCCUUCUCCCCUGAUAACCAAGCAGCUCUACGAAGCAGUGUUGGAUGCCAUGGUGAAAAAUCCCUUGAAAAUGACGGCAAGUGGUUGCGAGAAUGACCCGAGUGACUCCGAGCACACAGCAGCCCUUCUGGAUUGCCUGCCAGAUGUGGAGAAGGCUACCCUGAAGAUGCUGUUGGAUCACCUGAAACUGGUGGCUUCUUACCAUGAAGUCAAUAAGAUGACGUGCCAGAAUCUAGCUGUAUGUUUUGGGCCCGUGUUGCUGAGCCAGAGGCAGGAGACCACCAACCAUAACAACAGAGUCUUCACAGACUCGGAAGAGCUUGCUAGUGCCCUGGACUUCAAAAAACACAUAGAGGUUCUUCACUACUUGCUCCAGCUGUGGCCAGUACAUCCCUCGCCUGCCAAAGAACCAGCACACCCGAAUGCGUUUCCCGAGCACCCAUCCUCCCUGAAUUACCUGAGGCCCAAGAGGCAGAGACCUCAGAUGCUGAAUCUGAGCAGCACCGAGAUGUCUGGGGUGCUCAGACCAAGGCCAGCAGGCCUGGACAGCCCAUCGAGCAACCGCUACGCUGGAGACUGGAGCAGCUGUGGGGAGAACUACUUCUUGAACCCAAAAGACUGCCUGAGUGAAGCAGACUAUGACGACGUCCCUUCAGAAGACACAGAGAGUGGGGAUGACAGCGGCAAAGCCGAGGAGCCAGACGCCUCGGUCAAGCACCCGCAGCCCAUCCCCAGGGAGGACACCUUCCAGAGCUAUUUGACAAUGCAAGCAAUAGACUCAGCGGUGGAUCACAGAGCAAACCUCAAAGACCUGCAGGAAAGUAUUGACACUCUGAUAGGAAACCUGGAAAGGGAACUCAACAAGAACAGGCUCAACAUGAGUUACUAAAUGCUGUCCUGCGUGACGCCUCCUCCUAGUGCCUCCGUGCCCCUCGCCGGGCUUCCCACAGCUGGGUGAGGACAGAUGGUGCCCUUGGACACCUUGUGGCAAGGCCACAGCCCACCUUGCGUUAACAAAUUUUAAGCCAUUCCGUUACAUUUCUGCCUUUUUGUUAGAAGAAGGGGUUGGCCUGAUCCUGGUGUUGGAGACAACCUUAGGGACGGUGAGGUGAUUCCACAUAGUGGCGUUUCUCCCGAAAAAUACUGUGCACUUAGGCGGUCUGGGCAAUACCUGGCAGGAGGUAAAGCAACAUCUCUGCUGUCGGCGGCAGCAGAUCUCCCCAUUCCCAAAACCCUAGCUCCGGUACCGAUCAUCCUCUCGGAAGAGGAUGAACGCUGCUUGGCCUGAGUUUUGCAGCAUGGACUUCAGAAAGACUCGUUUUACUAUAUAUGCAAUGGCUGCUAUGAAAAAUGCUUUAUAUAUAUAUAAUAUUUAUAUAUAAAGUUUUAAUUGUACAAAUAUUAAUGUAUUCCUGUAUUAACACUUUUCAAUAAUUAUUUAAACAAGCAAAAAUUAAAUAUUUUUCUAACCUUGUUUGUA
Chroicocephalus ridibundus (black-headed gull) is the source of this 3736-nucleotide messenger RNA. RefSeq names its product synapse defective Rho GTPase homolog 2 (gene SYDE2). The transcript is spliced from 7 exons. Gene Ontology annotation, biological process: cell migration; signal transduction; regulation of Ras protein signal transduction. Gene Ontology annotation, cellular component: synaptic membrane. The record is from RefSeq and is a predicted model, not a curated record. NCBI's taxonomy places the organism in Eukaryota, Metazoa, Chordata, Aves, Charadriiformes, Laridae. Bases 194 to 3145 code for a protein of 983 amino acids. Gene Ontology annotation, molecular function: GTPase activator activity.